AUGGAAUGUCUAGAGACUUAUUUGAUACCAACAAUUACCGUCGAUCAUCCUGAUUACCCACUGGGUCAGACUGUUGAAGUACCAAGAAACAGUCGUGAUCAUAGAAUAUCAUAUCAUUGGUCUGUUCCUGGAGGAUCGGGAGUUUGCAAGUUGUAUAGACCACUGUUCGAUCCAAGGAGCACUAUCAACACUGCGAUAUACAAGGCAGAGAAAAGCAGGAAGGACGAGAUUGUGAAUUUACUUAUCCAAUCAGCUCAUGUAGCUGUCGACCACAUUAGCAGUACUAUCCCUAAUGCUGAAUCAAAGGAAAGAUUGCGGCAACUCAACGAUGGUCCAGCGAGCUGGUUAUUGAAGACGAGGUUCAGAUCAGAUGUUUCUGAUAUGAUUUUGCAGAACCAAAAGGGUCUUUCCGGGUUGGAUGAUCCGAGUGGACUGUCUUUCGUGAUAGGAUGGGAGUAUAAUGGAGUCAAGAUGAGAGACGACUCGGAUAUACUGUUGAGGUAUAUCGAUAAACAUGACACUGAUCAAGGUUGGUUUGCCGAUAUUCAGGCUCCGAGACCUAUCAAUCUUUCUGAACUACCACUUGAUCAAAUUAUGAAUUAG
Messenger RNA from Kwoniella mangroviensis CBS 8507, 603 nucleotides. RefSeq lists its product as uncharacterized. The coding region runs from base 1 to 603 and encodes 200 amino acids. The record is from RefSeq and is a predicted model, not a curated record. NCBI's taxonomy places the organism in Eukaryota, Fungi, Basidiomycota, Tremellomycetes, Tremellales, Cryptococcaceae. The transcript has a single exon.